AUGUCGGAAAACCCUCAGAAUAUAAAAUGUGGUUGGACCGAAUGCACACAUCGAUUCGGCACGGAAAUCGACAUGAAUAUGCACGUCCUGAUGAACCAUAUGAUUCUCUUGGAACACGGAAAUUUCACAUUGCAUCGGAAAGAAAAGACUAGGAAGCGAGUGAGAGAAGCUGUAGAAAGCCAAAGUUCAUUAAAAACAGAGCCAGUAUCGCCUGAAAGAAGUCCGCCAUCUCAGACUCGGAGGAUUCCGGAUGCUAUGUCGACGCCUUCAGCAAUUCCUCAAUUUUCGAGAACACUUUCUCGUGUUAUUAAUAUCCCAUCAACUUCGGAAAGCAAUCGAAUAGCCACAGAAUUGGAGCGGAUUCUGGAGAAUAUGAAUAUGCCGGUGCCGCCGCUUCAGAAUAUUCCAAUGAUUCAGAAUCCAUUGAUUCAGAAUCAGAUGGCGUUUCAAAAUUUCCCGCCAAUGAUCAACGACGACGAUUCAGAUGACGUUUCUCUCCAAAACGCUGAUGAUCAAGCGGACGCCCAAGAUAUUUGCUUAAUAAUGGGGAAUCCACCGAAGCUGAGCGACGUCAUCGAGGAGUUCCUGGAACGUCUUCGCCCGAUGAAACAGCUUGGAUUCAUUCGACCACAACGAUCGGUUUACUGUCUCGUGUGUCUGAAAUACGUCAAAUCGUUCCAUGAGUGCAAUUGGAAGCAUACGUUUAGCGAGGAGCGAAUCGCUGAGAUGUGGUAUAGAAGAUUCGGGAAAUCUCGCCCCAAUGGCAAGCAUCAGCUGAUGAAGGAGCUUCUCGAAAUCAAGGAACUCAUUUUGAGCGAGGAGGCGAAAGAAGAACAAGAUGCCGAAGGAAAUAAUCAAUAA
Molecule: messenger RNA, 861 nt
Organism: Caenorhabditis briggsae
Lineage: Eukaryota; Metazoa; Nematoda; Chromadorea; Rhabditida; Rhabditidae
Exons: 3
Coding region: 1-861 (286 amino acids)
Molecular function (GO): zinc ion binding
Source: RefSeq, a predicted model, not a curated record